Molecule: messenger RNA, 1344 nt
Organism: Nematostella vectensis (starlet sea anemone)
Lineage: Eukaryota; Metazoa; Cnidaria; Anthozoa; Actiniaria; Edwardsiidae
Product: ciliary-associated calcium-binding coiled-coil protein 1
Exons: 10
Coding region: 302-1231 (309 amino acids)
Source: RefSeq, a predicted model, not a curated record
CUGAAUUUUCUUGAUAUGUGCUGGAUACUUGUGCAUCUUUCGGUAAUUACUUGACGGGUUAGAGACUGUGGAUGGCCUACUUUGUAAUUUUCUUCGUAGGAGUGGUUUAUGCAGUUCGAUCAGACAUUUGAGUUUGAUUCCCAUUAGAGGAUAGAUUAGCUAGCAGGUCAUGAUUUUUUAAGAAAAGAAGGCAGAUCUAAUUUCUUUUUAACACCGCGUGCGAUGGGUUUCCUGUGGUAUAUCCUCGGAUUGCAAGGUUGCAUAGCAACCUGGGUAAAACUACAAUCGAAGCAAGUGCAAAAUGGCUGAACCGAAGAAAAGUCGUUCAGCGAUUCGCGUAAAGUCUUCAGAUCGUAAAAAGUCUGCCAAGCAAGGCGACAACAAAGGACGGAGAAGCUCACAAGAAGAAGAGGAAGUGAAGGAAUCUUUAGCAUGGAAAGUUUUGUCAGAAGAACAAACUCUAAGUCUGAAGGAGUUAACAGUUACAGAACUAGAAGCGAAAAUGGCUGAAAUACUUGGAAUAGAGAAUUAUCAUAUAUCGCUACCAGAGGCUUGUGUGUUAGACUAUUAUGUUGCUGGAUUUUGGUUUACCAAAGAACAGAACUUUAAUACCCAGCAAGGCUCUGCUUUUGUGACAGUAUUGAAAAUCCUACUGGAGAAUAUCAAAGAGAAGCAGUUAUCAUUGGUUGAGAGCUUGAAGGAAUUCCGUAAUCUCCUGGUUGGUAUUGGAGUUGAAAACUGUCCAAAGACUGGUGGUCUUGAGUGCUUUGAUGUAUCCCAGGCAAAACUGAUCACUGACUAUUUCACUGAAAGCCUAUUCAAACAUUACAAGUUGUACAAGUUUUUAUUCACCCAAGAACCAGAGGAGGAAGUCACAAACACAGAGCUUACUAUUGAGGUUCCGCCACUGGCAUGUGUACCUUUCCCACCACCUUUGGACGAGGGCAUGACGGAAGAAGUGUGGAGAGCAUAUAUCAUGACGCCACCUCCUUCCCCACAACCAGAGAAAGAGACAGAGGAGGAUGAAGGCAAGGCUGACUCAUCUGGCAUCUCUGCAGCUAACAAAGAGGUUGCAGAGAAUAUCCUAGCAUCACUAAAACCGGAAGACAUCAAAACAAUCGUGAAAAAGGCCGCAGAAGACACUUUUGGGAGUUUUAAGCUUGAAGUUGAAACAAAACUCAAAGAAAGAGAGUCAAACUAUAUCGCGAAAAUAGGUGGAAAGGCUAAAUAAUGUUGCUCAAUUACGCAUAGGAAGUCUUUAAUUGUACAUACAUCAUGUGAAUAUUGUAUAACAUGUAAAUAUUUUGAAUAAGUAGUGCAUAAACAGAUGAAAUGGUUCUUGUA